Molecule: messenger RNA, 2165 nt
Organism: Phytomonas sp. Hart1
Lineage: Eukaryota; Euglenozoa; Kinetoplastea; Trypanosomatida; Trypanosomatidae
Source: the annotation of a GenBank genome assembly
AUGUUUCGUGCGCAAACUAUCAAGCAGUUGACAACUUCUAAUACUUCCUCAACCCCAAGUACAGAGGUUGUGCUGCCUUCCAGUUCAUAUCAAUUGCCUAUCCAAUCCGACAACUAUGUCAAUUACAUCACACGACGCAACACGUCUCAGGCGGCUCUUGGAAAAAUAACUCGAAAAAGGCUUUGCGGCAUCACCUUCUACUUUAGCCCAGACUACUUUCUAAUUUGCGUUCCCACGGCUAUCACCUUAUUGCUCGCGGGGUUUAACAUUGGAAUCUUAUGGAAUGACAUAGGUACUAUAGAAUUGAUCGUUCUGAUCAUAUUGUUGUGUAUUGCCUUUCUGACAUCUUUUAUCUUGACGUGCACUGAUCCCGGUGUAUAUCCGCGUCUAAAUCCUAAUGAGGAAGAUCCCCUUGACAAGGAGUUGUCAUUGGUCUAUUGUCGGGUUUGUGGCAUACGUCGUCCUCCACGUACCUCGCACUGCUAUGUGUGUGAUGUCUGUGUUUUAGAGCACGACCAUCACUGUAAAGUGAUUGGUUGUUGUGUUGGUAUCCGAAGCCUUCGUUGGUUUGCCCUUUAUUUGGGAUCGGUUGCACUGGCUUCAGUAAUUGGAUUAUUCUGGGUUAUCCGUUUUUUACUCGACAAUAUCAUUUUCCCACAUCAAGAAGACCAAUCGAUGACCCAUCCCUUAGCUUCGGGUGCGAAGGACGAGGCUAAAGGCAAUCAUAGUUUACAUAGUAAUUCAAAUGAUAAAUCAAAUCCAAUUAGCAUGGAUGGAGAACAUUUUGGGGCUAUUAUUUUAUUUGUCUUCAACAUUUCAUUGGUUAUGACACUGGGAGCUAUGGCCUUGUUGUAUUUAUAUUUAGUUUGUUCAUCUACAACUAGACGUGAAAUGCAGAGGAAGAAUUCGACAGGAACUGUCAAACACCGCUUUAAAUUAUUUUACAACCUUUUGCAUACUAUUUUCCCACCACCAUCGAUGCUAGAGAGCUAUAUACCAGGAAUUAGUGAUAAGACGUCAGUUUGCCUUGUAUAAUUUUCAUUUAUUUGAAUGUACAAUCAAACAUGCAGCAAUGAUAUUAGCUCUAAUUGCUAUUUCUAGGAUUGUAUAAACCUUACGCUGAGGAAAUUAUAUCUGUAGUUUCUGAAUAUUUCUUUAACAUCCCUUUUUGCUUUUUCCUUCCCUUUCGAUGGUAUUCCUACCUUUACUAAUAAAAUAUUUCCCCACAUUUUUUUGGGGGUAAAAUAUAUUGUCAAGUUAUGACAAACCUGAUUUUUAUUUAAUAAUAAUAAUAAUCAGCACAGGAAGUGACCUACAUAUGAUGUUAUAAUAGUCUAAAACCUUUCCUUAUGUUGUUUUUUUCUAUUGGUUAUGAAUAGGAUGCUCUGGAAAAGAAUAUCAGCAAAAAUGAGGCAUCCGGAUUUACUUAAUGAAAGUGCUUCAUAGCUGCUGCUAUAGGAUAUGAGAUGACUGUAACGAUGAGGGUGUGUUUAGAUGAUAUAUGGAUGCAGUUCAAUGAUUUCACAUUGUGGUGCGACGUCUAAAAAAUUCAAAGAUAACUGAAUGGACAUUAUGAGUUGUGUUCUACGCAAACAGUAUUCACAGAUUUCAAUUCAAACUGAGUCCUUUUCUGAUUAUGAAUAAAAAAGCAGACAGUUGGAACAUUCCGAUUUAAUUGCAAGUUGUCUAUAACUGAUAAUUACAGCGCACGUUUUUACUUUCUAUAGCCCUUGUCAUGAUUUUUAUGGUGAUGCAAACCAUGCGGAACAUGUAUAUAUUGGCUUCGUUACUUCAUAAAGAUUGUAUCAUUAUGUAUUCCUCCCAAGGGUGCUCUGAGUUUUCAAACGAUCAAGGCUGCCACUUGAUAUUUAUCGCUUGAAAUGAAAACAUAUUUUAAAUGAAAUUUUAUUUUUAAAGUACGUUCUAUAUUAUUAAGGAAGUGGAUAUUAUUCUUUUUCAUAUACUAUGAACAUUUAAUGAGGAAAAAGAUUCACUUGAUAAAUAAAUAUAUAUAUAUAGUGAGUAAAAAUUUUUUUGACUUCUAAACUUUCAUUAUUUUCAUCCGCCAUACUGAUUCUCGCUUUUUAGUAAUUUCUAUUAUGAUGUACACAUAAUGUGUGUAUCCGGUCCUGUGGCUUGUAAAAGUGCUCUGGUAUCCUUUCAUU